Messenger RNA from Paramecium sonneborni, 2590 nucleotides. The record is from the annotation of a GenBank genome assembly. Lineage: Eukaryota; Ciliophora; Oligohymenophorea; Peniculida; Parameciidae.
AUGUCGGCUAGACCUUCUGGAUAUUAAUAAUUUAAAGAUGAGGAAUAAUUUGUUAGUAAUAGAUAAGAAAAAGCAGUAAAUGUAAGUGCAGGAGCUCUUAGUAAAGGAGCUGGAUCUGUUGAUUUUCCUAUAGAUUAAAUACCUCCUAACUUUGAGUUAGCAGAAUUACAUCGAGUAUUAUUUGAAUAUUAAUUUAAUUAAGGAAGCAUGGAAUGUUGGGACAACUAAGUUAUCAAAAAGAUAAUAACGUAGAUUAUAAUAACAUAGCAAAACUGCAUCAAAUAAUAAUGAAAAUAAUAUGAUUGGAAAAAUAUGUGAUUGUUGUGCUAGAUAAGUUCCUAAUCAUUUACUUACUUUAGGUUGUAAUAAUAAAGAUUAUUCAUUUUUGGGAGCAGGUAUGAUAUAACAUUUAUAUUAAGGUAUGCCCUUAUAUUUUGAGUAUAUUAAAUCUUGUAUUCUAAUGCUAUUAAUUAUAUUUGUAACUUCGGGAGAUUACAAUAUUAUUACAAAUAUUGCUUUUGGCAAAUCUUGUGAAGUUUUAAAGGCAGAACUUAAAGGUUAAAAUAUAGAUGAAAAACAGUUCUGUUAACUUAAUUGGGUUACUUAAUCAUCUUUAGCUAAUAAAAGAAAUGGAGAUCAAUUUAUAGAUCUAUAAUAAAUGUUGAAUCUCAUUUCUAUGAUUACAUUAAUUCUACUCUUUUAAUAUUUCAGAAAAGAAUAAAGAACUUUUGAUUCAGAAAUAGAUUCAUAAACUUAAUAUGCUUCUGAUUUCACUAUCUUAUUAAAAAAUAUUCCAACUGAUCCUAAUGGAUUAUAAAAUGGAGAUUUUGAUGAAGAUUUAAAAAACUUUUUAGAAUAAUAUGUUCAAACAUAUCCUAAAUUACCUGAAAUUGUUGACUAUGAACAAGAUAGAAAAUAAUAUUAAAUUUAAUAAAAAAUACCAUCUAAAGAUUUAAAAAGAGUAGUUUCUGUCAAUUUAUGUUAUAACUUAGAUGAAUAAUAUUAACUUGAAUUAUAAAAACAAUCUAAAAUAGCAUAAAAACAGAAAGUAUUUACAUUUAUUUAAUUAGAUUCUUUCUUAAUUAUAUGGUUAAGGUAAAGAUCCUGAAAGUUCAGAAAUUAAGAAUGAUCCUUAAAUUAUUACUAUAGAUAAUGAUAUAUAAACAAUUGAAUCUAAAUUAGAAGAUUUAGAAAAAAAAUUUAUUGAAGGUCGAGAUGUCAAAAACUAUUUUUUAGGACAAGCAUUUGUAACCUUUUAGUGGGAAAAUGAUGUUUAAUAAAUUUUAAAUGAACAUAAACUUUCUAAAUUUUAAAGAUUACUAGGAAAAAAAAGCAAAUUAUAAUAUAGAGGUGUUUCUUUAAUUGUAGAAGAACCUCCUGAACCUACUGACGUAUUUUGGGAAAAUCUUCAUAUAACAACAAAAUAAAAGAUUUUAAGAAGAUUAUUUGGUUAUACCAUUACAGCAAUCAUUUUAGCUAUAUGUGGAGGACUUAUUUAUUGGUUAUCUGCUAUAUAAGCUGAAAGUGCAGAAGAAUAAGCAGAAGCCAUAAAAAAAGGAGAUUUAUCUCCAAAUUUUAAAGUCAAAUUAAUUGCUUAAGUAGCAUCAAUUUCAAUUAUUGUAAUUAAUGCUUUAUUGGCAAUGAUCAUUAAAAAUGUUUCUUUAUUUGAAAGAUUUUCAACACAAACUGGAUAUAACAUUAGUUUGGCAAGUAAAUCAAGUAUGGCCUAAUUUGUAAAUACUGCUGUUAUAACAUUUGCCAUAAGUACAUGGGUUACCAAAAAUAUUUAUGGAACUGGAGGACUUGUUUAUAAUUAGACAUAUGUUUUUUUAUCAAAUGCUUUUAUACCUGCAAUAGUUUCUUUAAUUGAUGCUGGUACUUUGUCUAAAUGGGUGUUUUAAUAUUUAGAAAAAAAAAAGGGAAAUAAAUCUCUUAAAACAUAGAAAUAAUUACAUGAGUAAUAUAAUUAGUUAUAAAUUAGAUUAUAUGAAAGACCAAUUUUUGAUAUUUCUGUUUCUUAUGCUACUAUUUUAAAGAAUAUGUAUGUUGUUGCAUUCUAUGCAUCUGUCAUUCCUUUAGCAUUAAUAAUAACUUGCUUUGCUUUACUUUUUCAUUAUUGGAUUGAAAAAUAUAACAUAGCAAGAAGAAGAACAAUUAAAUAUAACUACAGUUCUUAAAUGUCUAUUGAAAUGAUUGAGUAAUUAGAACUAGUCUUACCAAUUUAUUGUGUAUAUGUUUAUUUAAACAAAGGGAACUAAUUUGUGGUGGGAAUAUGUUUUUUUAGGAUCUAUUUCAACAGAAGCCAUUAUAGGAAUAUGUUUAGGACUAGGAAAUGCUAUUUUGCCUAUGCAUGAAAUAAAUGAAGCUGUUUUUCCUUUGAAAUCUGAAAUAGAUGAACAUCUUCCAAUUUAAGAAGCUGAAGCUGGAUUUUUAACUGUAUCAAUUUAUAUAAUUAUUUAUAUAGGAUUAUUGUAGAGAAAAUCCUGCAACUGCUGAAACAGCCAGAUAACAAUAUAAAAUUAGGGUUGAAAAGCAUAAAUAAUAAAAAAUAAAUAUGGAUAAAAUGUUUGGAGAUUCAUGAAAUAAAUAG